GUUCCCAUGAGCAGCAUUGUUACCCAAGCUCGGCAGUAUUUACUGGAGCACAGCUUUGAAGUAGCCACUUCCGUCAUAACCGUUGCAGGAUUUGGACUGUACCUAACAUGGUGGAAGAAUGCCGAAGAUCGAGACCUAGACCAAGAUCUGGAUGUAGAUCCCACCGUGGAAUCCAAAGCAUCGCAGCCCGUGGCUACCGAGAAACCUAAACCCGCCAAAGUAGUGCGUCCACCACCACCACCCCCGAAAGACGAUCUGAUAACGGCGGAAUAUUUGGCUCAAUGCGAUGGCCAUAAUCCCGAAUUCCCGAUAUACGUUGCUAUCCGAGGAGAGGUUUUUGACGUUAGUAACAACAGGGACGCAUAUGGCCCCGGCAAAGGGUAUAAUGUAUUUUGUGGAAAAGACUCCUCCAAGGCACUGGGAAAAAGCUCUUUGAAACCCGAGGAUUGUGUACCAGAUAUUUCUGAGCUGACUGAGACAGAGCUCCAGACGCUCGAUCAAUGGUAUGCCUUCUUCAGCAAAAGAUAUCCAAUUGUUGGCAAACUUUCUGCUGAGAAAAAGUAACGUGGGGUCAUCAGACAUCGAAUAAUUCGUCAAAUACAAUGUAGAAUGGUGGAAGGAGUAAUCAGUGGUAUAUUACUUGAUCCCAUGGUGUAAAUCAAACUUAUGGCAAAAACCAUCGGCCACGCACAGAAUAAACUGCGGGUCAAUCUAGACCUUGAUAAAAUUAUGGCAGAGUGCUAAGGUAUAUCACUCGUAAGAAAGACAACACUCAA
Messenger RNA from Umbelopsis ramanniana AG, 776 nucleotides. RefSeq lists its product as uncharacterized. Gene Ontology annotation, cellular component: membrane; endomembrane system. The coding region runs from base 7 to 564 and encodes 185 amino acids. Lineage: Eukaryota; Fungi; Mucoromycota; Umbelopsidomycetes; Umbelopsidales; Umbelopsidaceae. The record is from RefSeq and is a predicted model, not a curated record. The transcript is spliced from 4 exons.